AUGGCUGACCCUAGUUUAUACAAAUACGAAUCCCCUCUUAAAGGCUACGAAAACUGUAAGCUAUUACCCGACGAAAAAGCCGAGGAUGGGAAAUCCUACGUAAACCCACCAGCUAAUAAGGCAAGCGAUGCCUACAAUUCAUUCGUAGCCCCUAUUACGAAUGGCAUCCGUGGAGGGUUUGAUGUUCACAUCUACUAUCUUCAGAGUGACGAGGAAGAAACAAAGUUUGCCAAUGAGCUCUGGGAGCGUAUACGUCGCGAGUUCCCUGAGUUACGCAUAUACCGAGUGUGGGAUCGACCAAUUGGACCUCAUCCUCUUGCAAUGUUCGAGGUUAACAUUUUCACUCCACAGCAAUUUGGUGCAUUUAUUCCUUGGCUAGUAAUUAACAGAGGUCCACUUUCAGCACUGAUUCAUCCGAAUACUGAUGAGGAAGAGAGGGACCAUACACAACGCGCAACAUGGAUGGGACAGCCGCUACCUCUCAACUUGAAAAUGUUCAAGAAGAGAGCAGCAUCGAAGGUGUAG
This is a messenger RNA of Bipolaris sorokiniana ND90Pr, 525 nucleotides long. RefSeq lists its product as uncharacterized. Lineage: Eukaryota; Fungi; Ascomycota; Dothideomycetes; Pleosporales; Pleosporaceae. The record is from RefSeq and is a predicted model, not a curated record. Bases 1 to 525 code for a protein of 174 amino acids. The transcript has 5 exons.